GUCCGAGGCCCCGGCCCCGGCCCCCGCCCCCGCCCGGGAGCCGCGAGAUCCGGUUCCCGUUCUUCCCCCGGGGAGUCCCGAGCCGGGGCCGGGCCGGGGAGCCGGGCGCUGCCCCCGCCAGCGGGGCUCGGGCCGGGGGAGGCACCGCUGGGCGCCCUCGAGAGGGGGCCGGGCGGGGACGCGGCGUUCCAGGAGUCCGCUCGGCGGGGGCCGGGAGGUGGCCGGGAGCGCGGCGGGGAGCCCGGGCGACCCGCAGACCUGGGAGGCGGCAACCUGGAGCCCGGCGAGGCGGGGUCCCGGGGAUCCCGGAGGACGGAGCCCCGCGCCAAAGUCGGGGAGAUCGGGUCCGAGGCGGGCGCGGGGCUGCGGGAGGGAGACGCGGCGCGCGGGGCCGCGGGGGCCGGGGAGGAAGAGGGAGGAAGGGGGGAGGCACCGGGGAGCCCCAGGCCGGGCCGGCGGGAGGCGCGCGGAGGCCGACACCUCGGGCCGCGCCGCUCUCCCUCCCCGGCCCGCCGGGAGGGGAGGGCGGGAAGGAGGGCGGGCGAGAGGAGAGAGAAGGGCGGAGGGCAGAGCCGGGCUGGGCCGGCUCGGGCCGCGGGAGUCGCGGCUUCCUCGAUGCGCGCCGCGCGGCCGGAGCCCACCAUGCUGCCCGCGGCCGGGGAGCCGGCGGCAGGGGACUCGUGGGGGCUGCUCGCUUGCCUGUGCACCGUGCUGUGGCACCUCCCUGCUGUGCCAGCCCUCAACCGCACAGGGGACCCGGGGCCUGGCCCCUCCAUCCAGAAAACCUAUGACCUCACCCGCUACCUGGAGCACCAACUCCGAAGCUUGGCUGGGACCUAUCUCAACUACCUGGGCCCCCCUUUCAACGAGCCUGACUUCAACCCACCGCGGCUGGGGGCAGAGGCUCUGCCCCGGGCCACGGUCAACCUGGACGUGUGGCGAAGCCUCAACGACAAGCUGCGUCUGACCCAGAACUACGAGGCCUACAGCCACCUCCUGUGCUACUUGCGGGGCCUCAACCGCCAGGCUGCCACGGCCGAGCUGCGCCGCAGCCUGGCCCACUUCUGUACCAGCCUGCAGGGCCUGCUGGGCAGCAUUGCGGGCGUCAUGGCGGCGCUGGGCUACCCACUGCCCCACCCUCUGCCCGGCACUGAGCCCACCUGGGCCCCUGGCCCUGCCCACAGUGACUUCCUCCAGAAGAUGGAUGACUUCUGGCUGCUGAAGGAGCUGCAGACCUGGCUGUGGCGCUCAGCCAAGGACUUCAACCGGCUCAAGAAGAAGAUGCAGCCCCCGGCCGCUGCGGUCACCCUGCACCUGGAGGCCCGCGGCUUCUGACCUCUGACCUUCACCACCUUCUCCCUCCCGCCCCUCCAAACCCUGCCCCCACUCCAGGAGGGAGAAGUGCAAACGUGGUUGCCAACACUUGUCGAGCCAGGGGACAGAAGCCAUGAGCCUUGAGCUCUCCGUGGCCUCGUGGCCUGGGAGCGGGUGAUGCGGUAAAGGCCACGGCCUCCCCACUCCCCAGGGUCCAGCAGGUCUGGGAAGAGGUGCAAUGGGCCCCAGCCCGGUUCCACAGGAUGGAAUGCUCAAAGGAGCCCAGAGUGGUGCCAGUCGGUGCAAGGCUCUCACAGCUUCCUGCUUCCUGCCCACUACUGGCCAGUGCCCACCCAGCCCCCCGAGUGGCACUUCCAGGAAGCAUGUCUGUAGGUGGGGAGGGGGCCACCAUCGCAUGUGCCUUUUUGGGGUGAAGCCCUCUGGCUUCCCCGCUCUCCUUACAUGGGUGUUGCUCCCCUACCCCCCCAAAGGACCCAACACAUCCAGUUCAGAAAACAAACAACAGUGGCAGAGUCCAAACAGGAAGAGAUGGGAUUAAAAAUGGAAGUGGCAGGGGCCUCAGUGGAGGAAAUACUGAAAGCAGACGGGCAGGGACAGACCGGACCCAGGGGUCACCCAAGCAGCUGGUGGCCCGGGGUGGCAACCAAAAGGACAGUGCCUUGAAUUUUCUUGUCAGCUUCAGGGCGCCUCCUCCCACCCCCUUUCCCAGGGUAUCUGUGGGCGGCCCCGGCUGGGGAGGGCAGCCACAGCCACAGCCACAGAAUUUCCUGAAAGUUUACAUUGCAGUAGCAUUUUGGGGUGCGGGGGCAGCUCCCCCAGGCCCUGCCCUCCCCAGCCCCACCCACUCAUGACUCUAAGUUUGUUGUAUUAAUAUUUAUUUAUUUGGAGAUGUUAUUUAUUAGAUGAUAUUUAUUGCAGAAUUUCUAUUCUUGUAUUAACAAAUAAAAUGCUUGCCCCAGAA
Molecule: messenger RNA, 2296 nt
Organism: Phacochoerus africanus (Common warthog)
Lineage: Eukaryota; Metazoa; Chordata; Mammalia; Artiodactyla; Suidae
Gene: CLCF1
Product: cardiotrophin like cytokine factor 1
Exons: 3
Coding region: 616-1335 (239 amino acids)
Source: RefSeq, a predicted model, not a curated record